GUAUUGUUCAACGUUAUUAAAAGCGUAUGGUUCAUGGCUAAGUAAAAGUUAAGUUUUGUGAUAGAGUUUUAUAAACAUUUUGUACAUAAGUAGGAUUAAUCGUCGGCACUCGAAACAAAAUUGUAUUGUAAGAAGAAUACGAUAACUAUAGCGUGGCGAUAUUUAUUAUUAAAAGAAAAGAAGAAAAAGAAAGUGAACAGAGGAAAUAAAAAUUAGUUAUAAAAGUGAAAAAAUGGCAUUAAUUAGAAGAGCAACUCAUGCUGGUAGUUGGUACGCAGGCUCUGGAUUGGACUUAAAUAAACAAUUAGAAGGUUGGUUGGGUGCAGCAGACUUAUCACAUGGACCUGCUAGGGCAAUAAUUGCCCCACAUGCAGGUUAUAGCUAUUGCGGAGCAUGUGCUGGUUUUGCAUACCGCCAGAUUAGUCCUGUAGUUGUACGCAGAAUUUUUAUUCUUGGCCCAUCACAUCAUGUCAGAUUAGCAGGCUGUGCUCUUUCUUCUGCUUCAAUUUAUCAAACACCACUAUAUGAUUUACAUAUUGAUCAGCAAGUGUACAGAGAACUUGAAGAGACUAGACAUUUUGAAUGGAUGGAUUUAAAUACAGAUGAAGAAGAACAUAGCAUUGAGAUGCAAUUGCCAUUUAUUGCAAAAGUUAUGGAAGGGUUUAAAGAUUCUUUCACAGUAAUUCCUAUAUUAGUGGGUUCACUAAGUCCAGAGAAAGAAGCACUCUAUGGAAGAUUAUUAGCACCAUACAUGGCUGAUCCACAAACAUUAUUUGUUAUAUCUUCUGAUUUUUGUCAUUGGGGACAGCGUUUUCGUUAUACUUAUUAUGAUAGAUCCUGUGGUCCUAUUCAUAGAUCUAUUCAAAAUCUUGAUAAAAUGGGUAUGGACAUUAUAGAGACAUUAAAUCCUACAAUGUUUACCGAUUACCUCAAAAAAUAUGGCAAUACAAUAUGUGGCCGACAUCCUAUUAGUGUUCUUUUACAGGCAAUUCAUAGUUUAAAAGGGAAUACUAAUGGCCAAAGAAUGAAUUUGAAGUUUCUUAAAUAUGCUCAAAGCAAUCAGUGCAAUAAUAUGAAUGAUAGUUCUGUUAGUUAUGCCAGUGCUUCCUUGGUUCUUGAGUGAUACAGUAUACACUUUUAUUGUUAUUCAAAAAAUUUACAGAAAAAAGGAAAGUACGAAAAGAACGGCAGUAAUAACCUAUUAAUCAUAAAGAUGCAUUAAUUAUAAUGUAAAAAAAUUUUAUUUUAUAUUUAAAAAGAAAAAUAAUGAUGUUUGCAAAUGAAGUUGCAAUUUGCUAUAUUGUGUGAAAUUUUCUCAAUUACUUGAGGAAACAUAUAUUAAUAUUUGCAAUGAAUGUGAUGAGUAGAAAUGUAUUAUUGUCUGUCAAAUUUUUGCUUUAAAAAUAUUUCGGUUUAUUACUUACAAGAAAUAAUCAGUACUUCCAAAUUUCCAUUAUGGAAGGAGCUUAAAUAUUUCUUUGCUUUGAUUAGUACUACUACAAUUACAGAAAUGAUAAUUUAUGCAUUUCAUAUACAUUAAACAAGCAGAAGGUUCAAUCUAUUGAUGAAAAAGGUAAAAUCUUAAUU
Molecule: messenger RNA, 1587 nt
Organism: Frieseomelitta varia
Lineage: Eukaryota; Metazoa; Arthropoda; Insecta; Hymenoptera; Apidae
Product: protein MEMO1
Exons: 8
Coding region: 233-1123 (296 amino acids)
Source: RefSeq, a predicted model, not a curated record